AUGACGGAUGAUACGACGAUCAAGUUGUGGAGCGUUAUGAAGGUUGCGAUGAUCCGAGAGUUUAGCGAGCCAAAUUUCCAGGCUAAAGUGCGCAACCAGCUGCUGCAAUUGAAGCAGACUGGAGCGUGCCGCGGCUACGUGAAUAAAUUUCGUGAACUACAACGAGUAGUGGGUCUUGAUGAACUGACGGCGAUUAACGUGUUCGUGAAUGGACUGGUCAACACGCAAAUGAAGAUUGCAAUCCAACGCAAGCAGCCGAUUACUCUGACCGCUGCGGUACAAGAAGGAUUCCUCGAGUGCGAGCUGUAG
Phytophthora sojae is the source of this 309-nucleotide messenger RNA. RefSeq lists its product as hypothetical. The transcript has a single exon. Lineage: Eukaryota; Oomycota; Peronosporomycetes; Peronosporales; Peronosporaceae. Bases 1 to 309 code for a protein of 102 amino acids. The record is from RefSeq and is a predicted model, not a curated record.